UAGAAAUAUGGGUUUCUAGUUGAGUUUUCAAUUAAAACCACUUGUUUCAUGUUGUAGUUCAUUUUACCUGUUAACAAUGUUAGGUGAGUUUGCUGGUUUGACACUGGAGGAUAAAGUGGAAUAUAUGGACACAUCUGAAACGCAAUGGUACUGGUAUUACAAAGCAAAUUGUGGUGUCUGGCACAGAGUUGAGGAUGACCCAGAAAACUUUAUGUUCAGUGAUGAUUUGGAGAGAUAUUACCUCAGAAACCCACAAGGGGUUAUAAACAUGACUGCAGCUGGAGUUCAGAUACAGAUCAACUUUGCAGCAAGGACACAGUCCAACUUAAAAACUGGGAAAACAAGGAAGAUUAAACGCUCAUUUCUGACUGAGAUUGGCUUCAGAUGCAAAUGCGAUGACAUUUCCCAAUCUCUACCAGCACACUGGGAGGAUUUUGAUCCCAAAAAACCUUAUCAGGUGACAGGAAGUGCUUAUCAUAGUGCUACAUUCUUUUCUUUUUUUUACAGUCUAUGGGUUGUGGGAACUGUGGUGACUUUCUCUUUGAAAAUGUUCUCUUAUCCCAAUCAGUUAAUCUCUCUGAGAAAAGAGAGCAGCGAAUAUCAGAAGAUGGAGAGAUAUGUCAGGGAUGUCGGCUUACUGCGUGAUCCCAUGAUCGUAUCCAUCAACAGAAUACAAAACGUGGAUCUUUGGGAAUUGUUUUGUAGGAAAAAAACCCAGUUGAUGAGGAUAAAAGGACAAUCAGAUAUCGAAGAGCAAAUGCUGUUUCACGGCACAAGCGCGAAAAACGUGCACUCUAUUUGCACGUUUAAUUUCAAUUGCAGACUAUCAGACAAGAGGAGACGGGGACACGUAUUAGGGAAAGGAACCUACUUUGCGAAACACGCAUCCUUAGCUACCAGAUAUAGUGAAAACGGCAGCCAAAGUACCAAAGUAAUGCUGGUCGCCCGUGUUCUCGUCGGCAAGUACAAAACAGGCCAUCAAGAUUAUUGUACACCCGAUGAUGACCAGGAUGAAAACAUACAUGAUAGUUGUGUAGAUGAUGCAAUCGGUCCAAGGAUUUUUGUUAUCUUUGAUUCCAAUCAGAUAUAUCCCGAGUAUGUGCUUGAAUAUCGCUGAAGAUAAACGUAUCACCGCAACAAUGAAUGCUGAAGAAUUGGUGAAAUGUGUGUAAAAUGCCAGAAUGUAGUAUAUAUAAAGGAAUCUUUGGGGAAAUAUUUGGGAUUUUAUGCAUUUUAGAGGUAUUUUGCUGUUUUAUUUUCAUCCAGAUACAGUAAACGCAUCAGAACCUCACAUGAAGAAUUGUUUUCCUGCU
Molecule: messenger RNA, 1313 nt
Organism: Rhinichthys klamathensis goyatoka
Lineage: Eukaryota; Metazoa; Chordata; Actinopteri; Cypriniformes; Leuciscidae
Product: protein mono-ADP-ribosyltransferase PARP11
Exons: 6
Coding region: 77-1117 (346 amino acids)
Molecular function (GO): NAD+ poly-ADP-ribosyltransferase activity
Source: RefSeq, a predicted model, not a curated record